AUGCGUCCUCCCCCUUCUCCUUUCGUGAACCCUAAUUCUUGAACCUUCCUGCCUCCACUCAGCUGACCCUCUCAUACUCUCACUCUCAUACUCUCUCUUCUCUUUCUCGUAAGGGUCCCCACAGUGCACAUGGGAGCUGGUGUUGACGAUGAAACGAGAAAGAGCACAAGACGUUUAUGACAAAGUGUGCAAUAGCUUUCGCUAAUUUGGCAAAGAGGCUUCCCAUUUGCGGCAAUGCAAACACACCUCCUCUUUCCCUCAUUAAUUGAAAUCGCUGCCCCAGAUCGAGCAAGUGAAGAAGCUGCUAGCUAUUAGCUAUGGCUAGAGGAAAGAUCCAGAUCAAGAGGAUAGAGAACACCACCAAGAAGGCCAACAAGCUCACCAUUCUCUGCGAUGCCAAGGUUUCUAUUAUUAUGUUCUCCAGCACUGGAAAACUCCACAAGAUCGAGCAAUCAAUAUGCAAGAGAACUUGAAGAAACUGAAAGAGGUGAAUAGGAAUCUUCGUAAGGAGUUUAGGUAGAGAAUGGGAGAUUGUCUGAAUGUGGAAGAUCUCAGGCUCCUUGAGGAAGGAAUGGACAAGGCCGCCAAGGUUGUUCGUGAGCGUAAGCUUAGAGAACUAGUACUACAGGAUAUUGGUACUUAUGACUGGCCAGUUGAAGAAUGCCACUAUUGCUGUCGAUGCCUUGUCUGUAUGAUGCUGUGGAAUUUUUUUCAUGCGGGUCCACUUGUUACAUGAUGAUAUAAACAAAAUACAGCUUGAUUUAGUUCCAAUGCUUCAAGAAAUUAUUUUUGAAUGGCUAAUCAUCAUCUUCUUUACCAUCACACCAUAUGCACCAGCUGUAACUGAAGACUUCAAUUCUAAACUUUCAUCACUACAAAUAGGUGAAAAAGGGAAGUUUAAUGAGUUGCUUGAGGAUAAGGGUGUUAAUAUAUUGAUUGAUCCAAAGGCCCUUAUGAAUGUCAUUGGAACUAAAAUGGAUUUUGUAGAUGACAAACUAAGAUUUAGCCACAUAACAAAGUGUGAAGAUGGAAACUGGGCAUGGCUUGGUAUGGGGAAGAUGAUGACAGGGGCUUUGGUUGAAGAAGGGGCUUUGACAGCCUUAGCAUCUAUUGCAGAUUCUUCAGAGGUGCAAUUUCAGAAGUAUUAUGAUGUUGUGAUGCCAUACUUAAAAGCUAUUUUGGUGAACGCAAAUGAUAAAUCUAAUCGUAUGCUUCGAGCCAAAGCAAUGGAGUGCAUUAGUUUGGUAGGAAUGGCUGUUGGAAAGGAGAAGUUCAGGGAUGAUGCCAAACAGGUCAUGGAUGUCUUGAUGUCACUGCAACAAUCUCAACUGGAUGCUGAUGAUCCAACUGCAAGUUACAUAUUACAAGCAUGGGCACGGCUUUGCAAGUGCCUUGGGCAGGAUUUUCUCCCAUAUAUGGGUUUUGUGAUGCCUCCUUUGCUCCAGUCUGCACAACUUAAGCCCGAUGUGACCAUUACAUCAACGGAUUCUGAUACUGAAUUUGAUGAAGAUGAUGACAGGUGCCCUUUCAGUUAUUGUUACUGAAUUUGAUGUCAUUGUCAUAAUUGAUUGAUAUCCAUGGCAUGACAUGAUUUAAUAUUCAAUUUUUUCUUCAUUUCAUUUCUUUGGGUUGUCCUUCCUUGUAUUUGAGCUUCAAUCAACAUCUGUCUUUAUUUCCAAAAAAAAUUUAUUUUGUCCAUUUGAGAUAAUGCCUCAAUUGGGCUUUUCUUUUAACGUGAACAUGGGUAGGGAAUCCUUAUUAUUUACGCUUGCAUGAUGGGAUUUAAAGAACAGGUUACCAAAAACAAAACACGCGAUUAUGUCCUGUCAAUUUUUUCUUAUGGUUAGUCAAUGAAUUAUAAUUGUUACGUCAUUA
Messenger RNA from Glycine soja, 1875 nucleotides. Its product is annotated as importin-5-like. The transcript is spliced from 10 exons. Lineage: Eukaryota; Viridiplantae; Streptophyta; Magnoliopsida; Fabales; Fabaceae. Gene Ontology annotation, cellular component: cytoplasm; nucleus. Gene Ontology annotation, molecular function: nuclear import signal receptor activity. The coding region runs from base 714 to 1544 and encodes 276 amino acids. Gene Ontology annotation, biological process: protein import into nucleus. The record is from RefSeq and is a predicted model, not a curated record.